AUGACAUCUGCAGACUCAGAGUUCGUUUCUCAUGACCAACCACAAGCAACAGAGUCUCUCCCGUUCGAACAGAAGCAACAACAACCACACAUUAUUGAUGAAUCCAACACCUCCAUGCUAUCUCUCGUCACCUACAAGGAUCAGUACAUUCAAAUCAUCCAAAAAGCUGCUUCCUCUCUCUAUGAACAAUACAAGGAGAUGAUUCAUCGUGUCGUCGGCUCAGUUCCCAAACAAAAAACCAAAUUCAAGUAUUGGUAUGGAAAAUAUGGAGGUCCAUUCACCUGGAAGGAUCUUGGAGAUCCAAUCGAUGAUUUGGAUUUGGCAUGUUUUAUGCACGACAAAUUUCUUCCACUCUCUGAUGUGAGGCAACUCACGAAAUUGAUGAGAGAGUUCUAUGGAAGCGAAAUGAGCAAACAGGCCAUCGCUUACACUCGAAAAAUUGAGGGAAAAGCCUUCGGAAUUAUUGAACCUACUUAUAUGAAGAUCUUUGGAAAGAUGUAG
This is a messenger RNA of Naegleria fowleri, 501 nucleotides long. RefSeq lists its product as uncharacterized. The record is from RefSeq and is a predicted model, not a curated record. The coding region runs from base 1 to 501 and encodes 166 amino acids. Gene Ontology annotation, biological process: arachidonate secretion; phospholipid metabolic process. NCBI's taxonomy places the organism in Eukaryota, Heterolobosea, Eutetramitea, Acrasida, Naegleriidae. The transcript has a single exon. Gene Ontology annotation, molecular function: A2-type glycerophospholipase activity.